Molecule: messenger RNA, 1647 nt
Organism: Erpetoichthys calabaricus (reedfish)
Lineage: Eukaryota; Metazoa; Chordata; Cladistia; Polypteriformes; Polypteridae
Product: zinc finger protein DPF3-like
Exons: 9
Coding region: 27-938 (303 amino acids)
Cellular component (GO): nucleus
Source: RefSeq, a predicted model, not a curated record
UCCCGGUCGGACCCCUCAGGACUCUAAUGCACACACACACACACACACACACACACACACACGCACACACACUCACACACACUCGCUAUAUUGGGUUACACUGUAGCAAAAUGGCGACUGUCAUUCAGAAUCCCCUGAAAGCCCUGGGGGACCAAUUCUAUCAGGAGGCUAUUGAGCACUGCCGAAGUUACAAUGCUCGUCUUUGUGCCGAACGCAGUGUUCGCCUGCCUUUCCUCGACUCACAGACCGGUGUGGCACAGAACAACUGCUACAUCUGGAUGGAGAGGCGCCACCGGGGGCCAGGUGAACAGCAUUGGGUCCACUUAGGGGUGGGACGGGGUUUGACCUCUGGACAGAUGUACACUUACCCUGCGCGGUGCUGGAGAAAAAAGAGGAGACUGCAGCCAGCUGGAGACCCUCAGCUCCAUCUGUGUGAGUUUAAAUUGGAGGCAGACCUGUUGGAAAGAAAAGAUGGAUCAGCAAGUGAGGGAACAGCCCUGGAGGCUUUGCUGCGCAGUGAUGGCUUGGAGAAAAAAAACAUUUCUAAAGAUGAAGAAAGUCUUCUAGAGAUACAGAAAGUUCUAGAAUCUGAAGAAAAUGGGGAAGGUUACCAUGAUGAUGAAGAUUUUGAACUUGAAACACCAAAACGCAAAUACAGGGGAAGGGGACGAGGGCGCGGCUCAGGGAGGAGAAGAGCAGAUGCAUCAACGAUGGAUGACCAGGAGAAACCCUACGUGUGUGAAAUCUGUGGAAAACGGUAUAAGAACCGCCCUGGUCUCAGCUAUCACUAUGCUCAUUCUCACCUAGAGGAGGAAGAAGAAGAACCAGAAGAAGAGUGGGUCUCAGAGCCAGCUAAUUCCCCUCACCUGGCUGAUUCUGACAACCAUAAAUCUCACAAGGGACCUCAUGGGGACCAUUGUUUCCAACAACUGCUGUAAGUUCUGCUUGCGAGACUGUGCCUCAGACAGGAAGAUGGGUCAUGCAGAUAGACUUGGUUGCCGUGCCCUGACUGUGGGCGUUCCGCUGAACAUGGCCAAGGUGGGGAGGAGAGGAAGAUGGGUGCCUUUGGUGCCGAGGACUUGUUUGGUGCCUCAUCAGAGAGUGACACAUCAACUUUUCAUGGAUUUGACGAUGACGAUUUUGACGAACCACUGUCGAAUGGCAGCAUGGAGUCUUCCAGGUGCAGAUAGAACUUCUAAAAACACAGAAGUCCACUGCUACUUUGAUUUUUUUCCUUUUUUUUUUUUAUGAAAAGCACAAAAAAUGAUACUGGAAAAAUGUUAUGAUUUUUGACUUUUUUAUGGACAUCUCCUUGAAAAUAAAGUGUUUUUUUGUUUACCAAAUUAUACAAAACAUAAAGUGCUGAGAAAUAUAACUCUUUUUUCAAAUGUCUUAAUAGAGAAGAAAUUGUAUUGCAUAUUUUUGCAUCAAAUAAAAAGAAAAAGAUCAAACCAGAAUGGCAGAUUUGCUCAGCAUUACCGUUCGGUGUCCCAUUUGAACAGUGAAAGAGUGGGAGAAGAAAGUAUUGCCGGACAUGCUGCUGUUUCCUUCAUUAAUUGGAAGAAAAGAAACCAGAAUAUAACUGUAGUUGUGAACAUGUGAUGCACAGUGCCGACAUCCAGGAGAAUGGUGAAAUAAUGAAGAAUG